Messenger RNA from Fonsecaea multimorphosa CBS 102226, 1473 nucleotides. RefSeq lists its product as uncharacterized. The record is from RefSeq and is a predicted model, not a curated record. Lineage: Eukaryota; Fungi; Ascomycota; Eurotiomycetes; Chaetothyriales; Herpotrichiellaceae. Gene Ontology annotation, biological process: transmembrane transport. The transcript is spliced from 5 exons. Gene Ontology annotation, molecular function: transmembrane transporter activity. Bases 1 to 1473 code for a protein of 490 amino acids. Gene Ontology annotation, cellular component: membrane.
AUGGAAAAGUCACCAGAAGUCCGCGCCGAUGACGGAUGGAUCGAGGACAAAGUGGCUCGCGCCGGCAACGGUGACCACCCCGACGCCAACCUGACCCCGGAGGGGAGAGCGGAAAAGGACCGUCAGCUACUCCGGAAGCUCGACCUUCGCUUGAUUCCGUGGCUCUGUUUGAUCUAUCUUCUUUCCUUUCUCGACCGCACCAACAUCGGCAAUGCCAAAAUCGCCGGCCUACAAGAGGACUUGCACAUGAGCAAUGGCCAGUGGAAUGCUAGUCUGGCCAUCUUCUUUGUGUCUUACUCGGUCUUUGAGCCCCUCUCAAACGUCUUGCUCAAAAAGUUCCGACCACGCAUCUACAUUCCCACCAUUAUGGUCCUUUGGGGCAUUGCUUGUAUAUGCCAGGGCCUGGUCAGCGACUUCUCUGGGCUGUCGGCAGUCCGAUGGUUCUUGGGUCUCUUCGAGGCGGGCUUGUUCCCUGGCUGCAAUCUCUACCUCUCUUGCUGGUAUCGAAGAUCAGAAAUCGGUGCUCGCUCGGCCAUCUUCUUCAGUGCCGCCGCCGUCGCCGGCUCCUUCGGUGGCCUCCUCGCCUACGCCCUGAGCCUGAUGCAUGGCGUCGGCAACAAGCCUGGAUGGGCUUGGAUCUUCAUCAUCGAAGGCCUGUUUACAGUCGUCGUGGCCGCCGGAUCGUACUGGCUCAUCUACGACUUUCCAGAUACGGCCACUUUUCUUUCGCCGGACGACCGCCUGCGGGUCUAUUACCGACUGAAGGCAGAUCAACAGUCCAGCGCCGAGCACGAAAGCUUCAAAUGGGCCUACUUCUGGGCAAGCGUAAAGGACUGGAAAACAUAUACAACCGCCCUCAUGGGCGGAGGAGGUGGCGCGGGCCUGUAUGGCUUCAGCGUUUUCCUGCCUUCGAUUCUGGCAGGACUCGGAUACCGGUCCACAACGGCGCAACUACUGUCUAUUCCACCGUACGCCGUGGCUGCGGUGUUGACGAUCGCGGUAGGUUGGAUUGGUGAUCGAACCAAGCAGCGCGGGUUAUGCGCCAUUUGUAUCGCACCUCUUUCCAUAAUCGGAUACUGUGUGCUCAUCAGCGAUGUGUCCGUCGGUGCAAAAUACACAGCGACCUUUCUGGCGGCCAUGGGAAUCUAUCCGGCUGUGCCUCUUCUGGCAUCCUGGGCGGCCAACAAUACAGAGGGAGUCUAUAAACGUGGCAUCACUAUGGGACUGAUGAUGGGAUGGUCAAAUCUGCAGGGCGUCGUCACCAGCAACGUGUAUAGAGGCAAGGACGCGCCUCGAUUCAUCCUCGGGCAUUCCGUGGUGAUUGGUUACCUGACCCUGUCAUACUGGGGCGGAGCAAUCCUCCACCACCUGCUCCUGAGACGCGAGAACCGGCUGCGUAUGGCCGGUAAGAGGGACUACCUUAUUGAAGGCAAGACGCCAGAAGAGAUACAGAUGCUGGGCGACAAGAGGUAA